AUGGCUUCGGACAAGAGAGACUUUGUCGUUAUGGUGACUGGCGGAGGUGCGUACGGCGAGUACGACUUCAACACCGCCGCGAUGAUCCGUGACGAGUUACCACAGAGGGUAGAUCGGCCCGGGAAGCGAUGCAUCAGAAUCCUUCGCCACCCUGUCGACACACCGUGUACAUACGACUGGGGUAUCGAAGCCAUGGACGAGAUCUGGAGCGGCAAGGCCAUCGCGGUGGGAGAGGAGGCUCCUGUCGAAAUCGAUCUCGCCCUCCACAUGGGCAUGAGGCCGAGAUAUCCCGGCUACUGCUUCGAGACGGGCGCGCGGAGGGAGGGGUAUAAGCACCCCGGCGAGGAUGGCAAGUACUACCCCCGGGAGCUCGUCGACGGUAAUGGACCGUGGGCUCAGCUUCCGGAAUACCUCUACUCCGGCUUCAAUAUAGAACAGAUCAUUUCUUCCGUUGGAGACCGACUGCCGGGCCUCGACCUCAAAAUUUCGCAUGAUGCCGGUUGGUAUUUUUGCGAGUUUGAAUUCUUCUCAUCACUGGCAAACGCAAAACUGAAGCGAAACUCCAGCAAUGUGCUCUAUCUGCACGUUCCCCUCCACCGGUCCAAGGAUGCAAUUGCUACCGGGGCUCGAGUUGCUACCGAGUUCAUCACAGCUGCAGUUGAGCAGAUUGAAGCUCACCAACAAGGCGUCAGGCUAUAA
This is a messenger RNA of Scedosporium apiospermum, 699 nucleotides long. RefSeq lists its product as uncharacterized. Gene Ontology annotation, biological process: proteolysis. The transcript has 3 exons. The record is from RefSeq and is a predicted model, not a curated record. Lineage: Eukaryota; Fungi; Ascomycota; Sordariomycetes; Microascales; Microascaceae. Bases 1 to 699 code for a protein of 232 amino acids.